Mobula hypostoma (lesser devil ray) is the source of this 6127-nucleotide messenger RNA. Its product is annotated as out at first protein homolog. The record is from RefSeq and is a predicted model, not a curated record. Bases 936 to 1760 code for a protein of 274 amino acids. The transcript has 4 exons. Lineage: Eukaryota; Metazoa; Chordata; Chondrichthyes; Myliobatiformes; Myliobatidae.
UGGGACUAUAUUGCAGCUGAUUUGCAGUGAUGCCCUGCUUUGGAACUGGUACCCCAGUACUGCGUGCAGAUGGGAGGCAUCAUUGACAAUCUCUUUGAACCACAUAGCAUUAGAAUAAGAACUGUUAGGAUGGGAAACAGCUAAGGUUUUAAGACUACGGAACUCCCUGCCACCACCCAGGUCUCAUCACGUAUGAAGCGCCAGUAGCAUCUUACUAUUUACUUUUUCACUUGUGCCAUAAGUGCACCUUCUUCUUUGUUAAUUUAUUUGUGGCAAUAUUACUUUGUGUUACUUGUGUGAGUCAUAUGCACUUUAGUCCAGAAGAGCAUUGUUUGGUCUGGAGGUUUUCAUGUACACGUUGAAUAACCAUAAACUGAACUUGAACUCGAACUUGUACGCCUGCGAUGGUUUUAUGGCAUUGGCCUUGCCUCUACAACGGGGACUAUGACAGUUUUUUUUGGGGGGAGGGGGUAUAUCCGAAUAUUGGGGUUGAUUCUUCUGCAGUGGCGAUCGAAGUCUCUUCCGUGAUUCUUAUAUUCCUCUGCUAGGGAUGAGCUCGGUCUUUUUGAUGCAAUACCUCCACGCCAUUGCAGAUUUUUAUAAAGGAUUGCCGUCCUGAAACUUGCACCGUUUAUUUUACCACUGCUGAGACUUGGCUUUGAUUUCCCCUGACCUAAUAUUAGAUACCCCUUCACUGGGGGGCAAGAUGUCCGAGUGUUUGAUGCCUGUUCGUUCCACUGGAGUGAGGUGACUGCGGCUUUAAAGUUGUUUCGGGCGGAGCUGCAGGAAGUGACGGGAGAUCCCGGGAGGAGAAGUUGGGAGAGAGUUUGAGAGCGAAGUCGGGGGGAGUAGUUGGGUUUCAAGGUGAAUGACUUCGGGUUUCCCGGGAGUGUGCUGUGGCGUCAGGGGGAGUUGCUGAAGCUGCUGCCCCCACGAUGCUCGCCGCGCUCCCGCACCCCCGCCGGCCGUCGCUGCUGCUGCUCCUGCUGGCCGUGAUGUGGGUGGCUGGAGCCGGACCGGCGCAAGCCCUGGUGGCGGGGCUGAAGGUCCGAAUCCGGCAGGCGGACGGGCAGGUCGGCGAGGAGGCGCUGGAGGCGGACACAGACACCGACUCCAUCAGCAUCGAGUUCAAGAACAGCGACGGGAGUCUCAUCACCCUCAUCGCAGACUUACGGAAGGAAGUGAAGAUUAUCCGUUCCCUGAUCUUGGGGGAGAUGGAACGAGGUCAAACACAGUUUCAGGGUCUGUGUUUCAUCACCAGGCUUCACAAGAAUGAAAUUAUUCCCAGUGAAUCCAUGGCAAAACUUCGACAGAAGAACCCAAGAGCGGUGCGCGUGGCAGAGGAGCAGCGCGGGCUCGAGCAUUUAUACAUGGACGUAGUAGUGAACUACAGCAAGGCCAGUCAGCUGAGCGCCCAUGUACACAAUGUCUGUGCAGAGGCCACAGACGGCAUCUACGCAAGAGAGAGCGACGUGAAACACUGGAUAAACUCAGGUGUCGACAGUUCAAUCUUUGAAGCAAUCCGCGUGUCUGAAGACGUUCCACGAUGCCGGGCCAGUCGGGAAUGGUGGAAGGGUUGCAUCUGCCGCUACUCCUUGUGUGUGGAAUGGUACCCUUGCUUCCUGAAAUACUGUCGGACAAAAGAUGCUACUGGCAAAACCAGUACCUACAAGUGUGGCAUCAAAAGCUGCCAGAAAUGUUCCCAGUUUGAUUUCUAUGUCCCACAGAAACAGUUGUGUUUGUGGGAUGAGGACACUUAAUCCCUGUCCCUCCCCACCCACUGCUCAUAUUUGAUGGGGAGGGGUUUGGGGUAAACCUGAUAACUAGUUGUGUGCCAAACAUAGACUGGCAACCAGUUUCAGAGCUCUCAUGUUGUGAUCAUUGAGGGAAGAUCCCAGAGUUUCAGAACGAGUCCAUGUGGGAUGGUGUAUUUGGAUUAGAUUUUUUUUUCAAUGUGAGGGAACACAUCCAGCUCUUGGGCACUCAGCUGAAGCUGGGGGCUGAGAUUGGCGGGAUUACUGGAGUUUGGAGGUUUGGGCUUUGUCUCCGGUACAAGGACUUGUUCUGUGGUAGGUCUAUUCCCACAUUUGGUGCAUCUUUUACAUUUCAAAAAAGAUUUUUUUUUUAAAUUUUUGGAGUUUGAAGAAUCUUCAGAGACCCUGAAUGUGUAAACUGAGCUUUAUUUGUGCUUUUUGAAGGACUGCAGAUUUUGGCAUUGAGCCAUUUUUCAGAAAUUGAAUUUGUUUCUCCAAUAACCUUUCCACAAGGGAUUGCCUUGUUUACUUUGUGGAGAGUUUGAAUUAACUAAUGCUAUAUUUUAAGAAAUCUCCGUGUUCUAGGAGUUUAAGUGGUGAUAAUUUCAAUGCCCUGUUUUACCAAUAUUGCUGAUAUUUUAUCCAGAACUGGCUCCUUGUUGACUACAAGAAUGGUUGGCCCAUUCAGCCUUUGAAUGGUAGAAACCAGCGACUGGCUGCAUGGACAUUUUCUGAAACAUUUUUCAAAGUCAAGUCAAGUUUAUUGUCAUUUAACUAUAUACAUGUAUACCGUCAAAUGCGACAUUUCUCCAAACCAGGGUGUAAAGCACGGUAGUACACAUAACGCAUAAUAACUUACGAAAGUAAGGAUGAAAUCUACAGAUGGAUUAUACAUAAAUAAACAAACUAAAGUGCAUAAAUUAAAUAUUGUAGGGUACAGAGUAGAUUAACCAGUGAUACUUUGCAGCCAGGGAUUCAGAAGCCUAGUGGCCUGACGGAUGAAACCGUUUCCCUUUCCUGGCUGUUCUUGUUUUUAUGUAUGGUAGUUUCUGCCUGAUGGUAGAAAGUCAAAGGAUGCUGAAUGGAUGGGUGGGAUCCUUAAUAGUACUAAGGGCCCCGUACAUGCAGAGCUCCUGAAAAAUGUCCCCAAUGGAUGGUAGGAGACCCCUAUGAUCCUCUCAACCAUUCUCACCGUCCUUUUAAUGAGUGGUAGUGGAAAUAUCCCUUUAUUGGGUCAACAUUAGAAGUGUACUUCAUCCUGUACCCGAUGUGCCUUGGAUUGUUGGGUAAACUUAUCCAACACUCAAAAGAUUUUCUUACCAUUUCACUAUAAUAUGACCAGUGGUUUAUUAGUUUACAUAAAACAUACAGUGCAGCCACCCUUACUAAUUCAGUGGUCAGGAAUUGAAUCCACAGCUAUUAGAGCUUUAAAUAUUAACCACUAAACUACUAGUGCUGUUGCUGAUGCAGUGUAGUAUUACAAGAAUGUGAAGAUGAUGGCUUGACCAGAAUUCCAGUUAUUGAUCCACUGAGAACAGUCAUGGAGAUUAUUACCCAAUACAGGAGCAACCAGCAGUUUGAAUAAGAUGCUCCUUUGCUCUGACAUUAGAAGAUUGUAUCCUCUUUUAAUCUGCCAGAGGAGGUAAAGCUAUCUCAGUACAGAGAUGCAGGAAAGGAAGUUCAGAUUAGUACCUCCUUUCCCCAACUCAGGAGUUCCACCUAGUCUUAUUAUUUGAUCUUCCCAAGUGAAUAAAUAUUAUUCUGCUUGCACGCCUUCCUCCUUGGACCAGCCUGUCUGUCUUGAAGCUCAAAUUAUUGACUGGAAUAAUGGGGGGGGGGGGUCCAUAUUUUCACCAAUUACUUAAUUCAUGAUAGUAAAUUAAAUCGGUGGUCUCCAUUUUGUGUUCCUAUCUUUAUUUACCGAAUUCCACAAAAAGAAGGCUCCUGAAUCCAACUAAAGUAGUCUCCAUCCUGUGAAACUUAGCCAAAAUUUCCGGAGAUUGAAGAGUGAGGUCAGAUUAACAAGUACUACAGCCUUAAUUUGAGAUCUCCAGCAUCCAAAGUUUUUUCUGUUUUCAAAUUAAAGAAUUUAUUCAUUGUAAGAAGGAAGUCAGGGAGGUGCCUGGAAGUAAAGAAUAUUGUGAAAGUAUUGAGUUUUUAUUGAUGCUUUUUCUUAGGAAAAUUAUAUAAAGUAGAAAUUUAAUGAGACAAAGUAACCAAAGAUCCUAGCAACUGCACUGAGCUACUUUUAAACUGACACAUGCACUUUCUGAGGCGAGGGUGUGUGUGCGUGCGUGUGGACAAGCUAGUGAGGGUGCGGUGGAAAGAGGGUAAGCUCUUGCACACAAGCACAUUCCCUUCACUACUUCAAUAACCUCUUGGCUUCUAGGCAUUUCACAGCAGAUAACUAAAUGAGAGUUCCUGGCCUAAACAUUUUAUAUUUUUUUUAAAGCGCCAGACGGAAUAUUAAACACGAGAUUCCACAGAUGCUGGAAACCCAGAGUAGCGUGCACAAAAUGCUGGAGGAACUCAGCAGAUCGAGCAGCAUCUGUAGAAAAGAAUAAACAGUUGAUGUUUUGGGCUGAGACCCUUCAUCAGGAGUACGCCGGCUGGUGGCGUAGUGGCAUCAGCGCCGGACUUCGGAGCGAAGGCUCCCGAGUUCGAACCCAGGCACGCUUUCCAUCCGUGCUGGGUUGAGCGUCGAGCUAGCAACUCGGCCUCGUGAAAAAGAAAUUGCCUGCUACAGAAACACCAACAGCAAAAAGUUGAUGGCCUAUGCUCUCUUGUGAGUUUAAAAGGCAAUUUCCUUUCCUUCCUCCAUCAGUCCUGGAAAGGAAGAGGGGUGACCUUAUUGAAACUUAUUGACUGGUGAAAGGUCUUUAUAGAGUGGAUGUGGAGAGGGAUGGCUUCAUAUGGUGGGAGCGUCUAGGACCAGAGGACACAGCCUCAGAAUAGAGGGGCAUCCUAGAACAGAUGAGGAAUGUCUUCAGCUAGAGAGAGAUGAAUCUGGGGAAUUUGUUGCCACAGGUAGCUGUGGAAGCCAAGUGUUUAUGUAUAUUUAAGGCAGAGGUUGAUAGAUUCUUGAUUGGUCAAGGCUUGAAGGGAUAUAGGGAGAAGGCAGGGGAUUGGGGCUGAGAGGAAAAAUUGGAUCAGCCAUGAUGAAAUGGCAGAGCAGACUCAAUGGGCCUAAUAGCCUAAUUCUGCUCCUAUAUUUUAUGGUCUAAACCAGAUUAUUCUUGUGUGUUGCUCUUAUUCUAGCUUCCUUCCCCUUCCUUUGCCAUCCUGAUGAAGAGUUUCGGCCCAAACUCUCGAUAGUAUAUUCCCCUGCAUAGAUGUUGACUUCCUCCAGCAUUUUGUAUGUGUUAUUCCAACCAGAAUAUCUGUGACUUGUAUGAGAAUUGACGCUGGGCCUCAACUCCUUGAACCAUGUCUGAUACUCUACAACGGGGGUUCCCAACCUUCUAAAGACCAUGGACCAAUACCAUUAAGCAAGGGGGCCAUGGACCCCAGGUUGGGAACCCCUGCUCUAAAACAACAUGUUCCCAGGUUGUGCAGCUAAAAUUAUAUUUUUGUUGCUGACUCUGUGCUUCUAAAUGUCCAUUCUGUUUGUCUUCUGGUUGGAAACAGCAAGGUGAAUGUGAUAACUAGUGGAGAUUCAUAUGAGAGAUGGUGAGGCAGUGCCUCGUUUUGGUGAAACUGCCAGUUAUUGAACCAUUAAGUGGCCAAGACCCAGCAAGGGACAGUGUCGUUAGUCGAACCCAGUUCCCUGACCAAUUGGACAUGGUGACAGUUCUCCAAUUCUAAUUCCGCACCUUCUCUUUGGGAGAUGAGUUUGGAUAAUCUGGUCUUGGAUGCUAUUGAUCAACAUUUUGCAAGGUCCUGAAGGAACGACACUGUUUCAAGUGAACGUUUUGUGUGUUGUAGCUGUCUCUUUGAGGGAUCUUUUUAGAAUAGAAGCUGAUUAUAUUGAUGUCACUACAAUCCAUAUUACUAUUCCAGGUGUGAACGUGUUCACGAUUGCCCAAUUUGGGGCUUUAGAGGGUCUGAGCCAGCAACGUGUCAUUAGGCCUGUGCCUGCUUUGAUUGGCUACCUAUAGAGGUGAUAUUGUGGAGACACCAGAGCCUUGGACAAAACCUCCUGGAGGUGCCGUGGUAUCAGUGAGAAUAUUAAUGGAGUCUUGUAGGAGGGGUCGUGUGGUUCUGGGAAAUUGUUAAGGGGGGUCUGCAGCAUGAAAAAGCCUUCACCUAAAUAACUGAAAUCUCACAAAAGUGCCUUUGGUUCAGUGUUUCAGAAUUCCUAACAAAUUAUUUUUGUAUUAAUGUGUUUUAAAAAUAAAAGAUGACUUUAUUCACUGACUUUCCAUGUUUUUCCU